Messenger RNA from Brienomyrus brachyistius, 1968 nucleotides. RefSeq names its product synaptogyrin 3a (gene syngr3a). The coding region runs from base 197 to 901 and encodes 234 amino acids. The record is from RefSeq and is a predicted model, not a curated record. NCBI's taxonomy places the organism in Eukaryota, Metazoa, Chordata, Actinopteri, Osteoglossiformes, Mormyridae. The transcript has 4 exons. Gene Ontology annotation, cellular component: neuromuscular junction; synaptic vesicle membrane.
UUUUGACUUUGCAAACGCGAUCGGCGUUUCUUGUUUUUCAAAUGAUGAUUAUGCUGAUUAUUCAGACUGAGGUCCGCGUUCGUGCAGCGCCCUGCUCCCGAUUGCGUGCGCCGCUCCCAUGCGGCGGGUGAGCGUACGACACAUUUUAACAUGAUCCACGAAAAAGCAAAAGCCUAGCGCCGUGACAGCGAGCAGGAUGGACGGGAAGAUAAAGAUGGAAGGAGCAGGGUCUUUCGGAGCUGGAAGGGCUGGUAGUGCUUUCAACGCAAUCGCCUUUAUUACACAGCCUCAGACUAUCCUUAGAAUACUGUCGUGGAUCUUCGCCAUGGUGGUCUUUGGCUCCAUUGUGAACGAAGGCUACGUGAACAAUGGGAGCGAGCGGCUGCGCUGCGUCUUCAACAGGAACAACGACGCCUGCAACUACAGCAUCGUGGUUGGCGUCGGCGCCUUCCUGGCCAGCGUCGGCUUUUUCGCUCUGGACAUCUAUUUCCCACAGAUCAGCAGCGUGAAGGAUAGGAAGAAGGCGGUGCUGUUGGAGAUCGUCUUCUCUGGUCUCUGGACGUUCCUGUGGUUCGUUGGCUUCUGCUUCCUGGCCAAUCAGUGGCAGCGGACUUUGCAGAAGGACUUGCUGCUGGGCCAGGGCAAGGUCGCCGCCCAGGCUGCAGUGGCCUUCUCUUUCUUCUCCAUCAUCACCUGGGCUGGGUUGACUGCCAGGGCGGUGCAACGCUACCUGAUGGGCACAGACAUGACCCUCUUCACGACGGAGCACGUGGAUGACAAACCCGUCAGCCAGCCGUACCCGACGCCCGAAGCCACGGUGGGACCCACAGACAUCUACAAGACCCCGUUCUCAUCUAACCCGGACGCUGCCCAAAAGGACUACCAGGUGCCUACUUACUAGGAGUGUCGCUCCCCCCCAAGCUGUCAUUCCCAUCUGCAGAAAUCUACAGUCAGGAUGGGCUAAAGUACACCGUUUUUUUUUUUAAUAAUGUAUUUUAGUCACAUAUUAUGAAGGUCAUUAGAAUAUGUUGUCUUUGUUUUUGAAGCCCAUCCCUUAGUGCAACCGUCCAAUGAAAUCAGUUUGUUCUCCUAGCCCCUCAGCAUCCCCCUGCUGGUGCGGGUACCUUUACUCCUAACGUGCAUGUAUUCAGCUCCCAACCCUAUGAUUUACUGGUUUACUGGUGCACACAGAAAGUGUGCAGAUUUACGAUACUGUGCAUCCGUACCACCGGUGCUGCGAACACAGCCGACUCCCAAAAGCCUGACAAACAAUUGAGACAUCAUUCCUAUCCAGGUGCCCCCUUUUUAUAACACUAAGCUCCGCCCACAGGGCUGAGGUAAACCAAUAGAAUGCCAGAUGUGUAAAACUGACCAUUUUGCUACAUGUUCAGGGGGCCACAAGACGAGUCAGGCGAACCUAAAGUGACAACUAGAGCCAGAUAAAGAACAAACAAGGUUGUGCCCUUGCAGCUAAAGCAGAUGCACGUAACGCCCGCCAUGACCAGCCAACAUGACAAAGAGAGCAGCCCUUUUUUCAUACGACUUCUUUCAUGCCCCAUUUGCCCGUCCUUUACCAGAGAAAAGCUGCCUCUUUCAGCCACCGUUCAGACAUUCAUGAAGCUUCAUGAGCCGUUUGCGUCAGGAUCCAUGUCCUGUGGCUACGUCUAAUGAGACGCCGAAGGCGAAAGGCAGCAUCAGUCAUCACGUCCCGGAACCGUUUAGCCUGUGGUGUUUUCUGUCAUAUUCAAUAGAUCUCAUGAAUUUAACACAAUAAUGUAAUGACAAGCGAUUAAAGCAGUUACUCUACAUAUAUCUUUGGAACGAUAUGAAACCAGUUUUGUGCAUUAAAGGUAAAUACUUGGAAAGUGUCGAUCCAUAUGAUUUGUGAUUAAGUGCAAUAUUUAUAGGAAUCUGUAAUGCAUUCUAUGAAAAAAAGUUAAAAAAAUAUAGAUGUAUUUAUGCAAAGUU